Adineta ricciae is the source of this 2646-nucleotide messenger RNA. NCBI's taxonomy places the organism in Eukaryota, Metazoa, Rotifera, Eurotatoria, Adinetida, Adinetidae. The record is from the annotation of a GenBank genome assembly.
AUGCAAGUGGACAGUCGAUGGGCUGAACUAGUUGUGGCUAAUCAAGGUUCUGUUCCAUUUGGCAUAAAUCAACAGCUGUCAUCUAAUAUUGAUCGCCAAAUAUCCAGCAUUCCUGUUCAUUCACCACCUGUUGUAUCUGCACCACCACCACCACCAACAACAACAACAACAACAUUACUCACGGCUAGUGUCUUUCCUCCACAACGUGUCGAGCCAGUCGAUAUGCCUCGUCCGCCACAGCAACACCAAGCACAGAAUCGAAACCGAACUGGUUAUGUGCGCCCAGCUACCGCCGAUGAUCAACAGGGACAACCUUCUUAUCCACGAACCAUACCCAUUCGCCAUGUAACACAUCCUGCCGAUCAGUCAUCAUUCGUUGUAUUUCUACGACGUUUAUCGACACUAUCUUUUCUUCUAUUCGUUUCGACUCCAUGUGUUAUUAUGGUCAGUUUGAUUUUACCGAUCAUACUAUUGUUACGAGCAUUCAUUCGAUUGACUUGUCGUUAUCAUUGUACAAUAACACCCUGUACGUGUGAUUACCUAUCAGCAGGUGACUUAUUCUGGUUGUAUAAUAGUAAAACAUCGAUAAAUCGAAAUAAGAAUGAAGACACAACGAAAUUGAAUACACAAUCAAAUGCACCAUCUGCAGCGGCGGUUUUCUUUCUCGAAGGUCCAGUUAAUGAAAAUGCUCUAAAGAAACUUCUUAUCAAUCGCUUAAUUACGAACACUUCCCGACGUGGUUCAACGACCGGACAGAAGACCUUUCCGCGUUUCUCCCAAAUUAUUCUUUCACACUUUUCCGGUACCAUGUGGAUUGAUUAUUCCGCCUUUUCCAUCGAUGAACACGUUCACGAAAUUCCACGAGAUAUGAACAACGACGAGGACAUUCAGUCAUACAUCUCAACUCUCGUCUCUAAUGAACUUCCGUUUACUCGACCCCUUUGGCAUCUGUAUUACAAAAAUCGUUCAUCAGUGCGUCCGAAUGAUAGUGUGCUUAUCUUUCUCUACCAUCCAGUUCUAUCCGAUGGCAUAUCAUUGAUACGCAUUUUGCUAAAACAUGUUGUUGAUAAUCGAACAACCCAACUCGAUUUAAAGCCACGUUAUGCCGGUCGCCAUGGCGAGCAUAUCUUUGAUUACAUCAAAGCGUAUUUGUUUGGACAUAUGUUAUUGUUUAGUAAAAUUCUAUUUAAUUCGUCUCGAGAUAACUUUCUCAAACGGAUUACUCAUCCGAACCCAUUACCGACAACGAAUUUGAAUCAACGGCAACGAAUUGUGCUCUGGUCUUCACCGUUUAAUCUAACGCGAGCAAAUCGAAUGAAGCUCGUCACACGAACACGUAUGAACGAUUUACUUUCAACUGCCGUUAUUUCAUGUGUGAAACUCUACCUCGAAACACACGGUUUGGCCAAUGCAGAAAAUAUUAAUUGCAUCAUGCCGUGUGAUCUACAAUCGAAUACAGCGAAUAUUGUUAUGGGAAAUCAUAUUGCACAUAUAUCACUGAAUCUACCUUUGCAUAUCGAAGGAAAUAUUCCAACGCUAUGGUCAUUUAAUGAUAAUACAAAGCGAAUGAAACAAAAUGCUGAUUAUGCAACAAUGUUUUUAUUUAAUUAUAUUUCCUACCUUCUGUUUCCAAUUGGAAUCGCGAAUCGAUUGAUGGCUCGGAUUUAUAACAAUGCUAGUUUAUGGUUAACAACAAUUGCUGCAGGCAGCAGUACCACAUUAGCAUCGAUGUCCAUAUGUAAUCGAGAAGUUCGUAGUUUAGUGUGCCUUAAUCCCAGUAUUGGAACAUACAGUAUUAACUUUUGUGUGACAUCGUAUUCGGAUGAAAUUCGCCUUGCUGUUAGUUGUGAUUCAAAUCUUGUGCCUAAUCCACAAUUUUUUACCGAAUGUUUUAUUCAACAGUUGAAUCUGGUUUAUGAUCUUCUCGCACAUAGAAGAAUACCCGGUGAAAUUCGACGUAUCACUCGGCCACCGAAGUUUGCGCCGCCGAAGAAGAGUAUUAGUAGCAUAUCCGACAUAUCCGAUGAUUUAACAAUUGAAGAAAUUCAAUCGAAAAUGUCCACGCUACAACAAGAAUUACUUUCAUUGAAAAGUCAGUUCGAAAAUGUUGACGCGACUGAUCCAUCGGGUCAAACUCAACGUUUAAUCAUAACAACCAAAUUGGAAGAAUUACGACGUGAAUUCCGAGAAUUGCUAAUCAAGUUGCAAGAACGUCAAUGUGAAAUGUCAGGUAUGAUCCCAAGUGAUGAAGAAGAUGAAAUGGAUCCACACGUACGAGUACGUCUACGAUCUGCAAGCGUUGCUUCGAAGAUUUCUUUGAGAUCAAAUGAACAAAGACAAGUUUCCUCAAGAAAUUAUCAAUUAGAAGAUGGAAACGAAUGCAUUCCAGGGACAGUGCAAAAUUCUGUUUCAUCGUCGAAAAUGAAUUUUGUCGGACAACGAUUGAAUAAUCGAGAACUUGCCGGCAUGCGUCGUGCUCAAUCGGUGAGUGUUUGCGAAGACACCAGCGUGGAUAUUCCACGUCCAACAACGAUCGUAAGUCGAACGCGUCCGACGACGCCAUCGAAAAAGUUAAUCACAACGACGAAUGCAACGAUUGUACAUCUUGAUCCACGUGAACAUUGGAAAAAUGGAAGUGGAAACUAA